Messenger RNA from Chelonus insularis, 2051 nucleotides. Its product is annotated as coiled-coil domain-containing protein R3HCC1L. The record is from RefSeq and is a predicted model, not a curated record. Gene Ontology annotation, molecular function: nucleic acid binding. The transcript is spliced from 7 exons. The coding region runs from base 241 to 1941 and encodes 566 amino acids. Lineage: Eukaryota; Metazoa; Arthropoda; Insecta; Hymenoptera; Braconidae.
ACUGGAGAAUAUAACGGAGUAAUACAAAGGCAUUCCAAGCAAUUUAAUGGUUAUGUAUAUGUACUUAUAUAUACACAACGGUGUGUGUUUUGUAUGUUUCAUGUUUUUCACUUGCUACAGAUGAACUACUCGUAAUUUCACAACGAAGUUAAAAAAUAAACUUUUAACAACAUACAGUUAUAUUAUGUGAACUCAAAAAUUGUGAUUAUAUUUAUCAACGAGUCGAUUGUAUUAUUAUAGAUGAAUUUACAAGACAGUUACUUUGCUGAACAAAUCGAGAACGACGUAACAUUGUUUGCCAAAAAUAAAACUCCAAAACGGGUUCUUAUUUUUCCGCCAGUUGAUAAUUAUAGACGAUUUAUUAUUCAUCAGUUAGUUCAAGAUAAUUUUUUCAAUCUGCUCAGUACCUUCUCGAUUGGUCAAGGGCUGGCGAGAAGAACAGUAGUUUGUUUUAAGUCAGAUCAAGUUGGUGUUUCAACUAAUACACAAAAUAAAAUUGAUAAUUUAAAUUUAAGUAUGGGAGUUAAUGAUGAGCCAUCAACAUCUCCAACGUCGACAGAUAAUACACGACAGAGGCAAGCAAAAUCAGUUCCUGACAUGCAAAUAUAUAGACCACCAGCUGCAAGGAAAGCAUCAAACAUCAGUCCAACUCCUAGUAAAGCUGGAAAACAAAGGAGACCAGAUCGUGCAGUGUAUGUGCCAAAAGGUCGUAGAAGUAUUGAAGAGGACAAUACCACUGAAGAUAUUAAUAAAUGUAACACAAUUAAGCCUAAUGAAUCAACAAAUAUACCUUUAAACAUAAGCAAACCUGAAAAAUCAUGUGAUGAACAGACUGUUAUUAGUACAAAAAAUGACAUAUUAGACUCUAAAGUGGAUGAUACCUGUUGCCAAGCCUUGAACGAUCCCUCACCAAUGUGUUCAAACUCCAGUCCACAAAAUUCUCUUGAAAUUAAUAAAUCAGUGGAAGCUACUAUUAGUGAUAUAAGUAAAGUUAAUAAUGGGCAUUAUGAAUUACAAAAAUCUAGUGACGACUAUGAUAAACAAUUGAAUAAGUGUAGUUUAGAUGAAACAAAAGUGAAAGAUUCGUCAGAAGUAGAAUUAAAAGACCAAAAUAGUGCUAAUGAAAAAUUGAAAAAAAUCGUUGUGAAGAAAAAUAAAUCUGACGUUUUGAUAAUUUCAACCGACGACAAUGUAUCUGAAAAACCAAAAGUUGAAGAUGAUGCAUCAACAGUACCCACAAAACCACCUGAUAAGAAAGUUAAAAAAAUGACAAGAACCAAAAGCAAACCUGCUUUACCACCAUCACCCCCGAUUAAAAUUAAUCGAGAUGAAUGUGAUUGGGAUAGUCUUUUCGAUGAUAAUGGUGAAUGUUUAGACCCUACGUUAAUUGAAGAGUUAACUGCAGCUGUUGGGGAAGUUGCAAUUGAACAUCCAAAGAAUGAUUAUAAGGCUUAUACUAAAACAGUCGAAGUGUCAAAUGACGAAUUGAGUCAUGUUAUAGAAAUAUAUAACUUUCCAGCUGAUUUUAAAACGAGUGAUUUAGUUGCUGCCUUUAGUCCCUUUAAAAGUGGUGGUUUUGAACUUAAAUGGGUUGAUGAUACUCACUGUCUUGGAGUUUUUAGCAGUUCUCUUGUUGCUGCUGAAGUGCUGGCAUCAGAUCAUCCUUUUGUGAAAACGAGACCACUGAGUGAAGCAACAGCAUUGAGUAAAACAAAAGCUAAAAAAAGUGCUGAAUUUUUACAACCUUAUCGAAGUAGGCCAGAAACAUGCGCUGCACUUGCCAGACGUCUUGUUACUGGGGCUUUAGGUGUUAAGCUAGCUACUGCUCAACAAGAACGAGAACAUGAGAAAGUAAUACUUCGUGAAGCAAAAGAGAGGCGAAGAUUAGCAAAUAAACAAAGAGAAGACGCUUGGGAAGGUAUUAUUACGACACAAAAAUGAUAUCGAAAACUUAUAAUGGUUAAAAUAAUAAUUGUAUAAAACGAUAGCAUUUUUAGAUCAUAUCGUGCCUUAUUCACCAAAAUUUAUUUCUAAUAAAUAUGAAUAUUUAA